Brassica napus (rape) is the source of this 1062-nucleotide messenger RNA. Its product is annotated as disease resistance protein RPS6-like. Bases 1 to 1062 code for a protein of 353 amino acids. The transcript has 2 exons. Gene Ontology annotation, biological process: defense response; signal transduction. Gene Ontology annotation, molecular function: ADP binding. Lineage: Eukaryota; Viridiplantae; Streptophyta; Magnoliopsida; Brassicales; Brassicaceae. The record is from RefSeq and is a predicted model, not a curated record.
AUGGCUUCUUCUUCUUCUCCAGCGAUCAAUUGUCCACACGAUGUUUUCCUCAGCUUCCGAGGGGAAGACGUGCGCAUCAGAUUCCGUUCCCACUUUCUCAAGGAGCUCAACCGCAAUCUAAUCACUCCCUUCAAGGACGAUGAGAUUGUAAAAGGCAGAUCCAUUGGCCCUGAACUGAUCAACGCCAUUAGAGGAUCGAGGGUCUCUGUUGUCGCGUUCUCUAAUAACUACGCAAGUUCCAGCUGGUGCUUGGAUGAGUUGGUGGAGAUCAUCAAAUGCAGGGAAGAACUUGGCCAAAUUGUGAUACCAAUUUUCUAUGACGUGGAUCCUUCUCAUGUUAAGAAACAAACUGAAGGCUUUGGAGUGAUCUACGAGAAGACUUGCCAAGGCAGAAAGGAGGAAGAGAAGCUUCAGUGGCGGCGAGCGUUGACUCAAGCAGCAACCAUAGCCGGAGAGGAUUCUCGGAACUGGUCUGACGAAGCAAAGAUGAUUGAGAAAAUCGUCAAUGAUGUCUCCAGCAAACUGUGUUCAAGAGAAUCCAAUGAAUCCAAUGAUUUUGACGACUUUGUUGGAAUCGAAGCUCACAUGAAAAACAUGAAUUCGUUGUUGGAGUUGGAGUCAGAGAGGGAGGUAAUGGUAGGGAUUUGGGGUCCAUCUGGUGUUGGUAAGACUACCAUAGGACGAACUCUCUUCAGUCAACUCUCCUGUCAGUUCCAAAGAAGCAUUUUUAUUGACAAGACUAAGGAGAUUUAUACUAGGGCCAACUCUUACGACUACAGCACCAAGUUGGACUUACAAGCACUGUUUCUGUCUGAAAUUUUGGACCAGAAGGACAUAAAGGUACAUAGUUCACAUACGAUGAGAUAUAGGUUAAGGCAGAAGAAAGUUCUUGUUGUGUUUGAUGAUAUGGAUGACCAAGUCCUCUUAGAUGCCGUGUUGGGAAAACCUAGAUGGUUUGGUCCUAGAAGUAGAAUUGUAGUGAUUUCGAAGAACAGGGAGCUUCUUAGGGCCUGCGGAAUUGAAUCUGAUCGUAUCUAUGAGGUGGAUUACCCGUCUGAAUAG